Molecule: messenger RNA, 666 nt
Organism: Truncatella angustata
Lineage: Eukaryota; Fungi; Ascomycota; Sordariomycetes; Amphisphaeriales; Sporocadaceae
Exons: 3
Coding region: 1-666 (221 amino acids)
Source: RefSeq, a predicted model, not a curated record
AUGUGUACAUCGGACCAUUUCGUUUUGGGAGGGGGCGUAUGGGCGAAUCAAAUACUCGCAGAUCGACUGCAAGAGCAAGAGACGCUUUUGCGAGCCACCCACAGGACUAACCUGCAACUCAUCAAGGAACACAUUUCCAGCGCAGUACAGGAGCUGAAGGAUGAAUUCGUAGACCUGUCGCCUGAUACCGGCGAUCUCGAGUCGCAACUUACGGACACUGUCCAAAAACAAUGUCUUGGAAUUCGCGAGGAACUCGGAUGGAAGCUCAUUCAACUAGGACAAGAGCGGCUGAAGAAGGCCAAGGAGAAUCACGCCACGCAAUACGGUCUAAAUGUGGGCGUUGAUUUCAAACUACGUGCACCUGCUAUCGCUCAGGUCUGCCGCGAGUUGCGGCAAGUGGCCUCCAGGCAUGAGAUGCUCCAACGCAUACAGGGCGAUCAUAAGAAUCGUCCGGCACGGCUUUGGCUCAUACCCGAUCGUGAUGUAGUUCUUGUCCGCACAGAAACAGAUAAAGUCGUAUCGUCGCAGGUUAUAGAAAAUCUCCUCAUUGAGCCUCAAAAUAGCAUGAGGAUGUCGGCUUUUGUCGACCAGGCUUGGAUGCCGCAUUUACUGAGAAUUGCCCCAACUUCGGCAAUUCUAGGAAUUUUCCGAGGCUCAAGUCAAUGA